Molecule: messenger RNA, 1557 nt
Organism: Strongylocentrotus purpuratus (purple sea urchin)
Lineage: Eukaryota; Metazoa; Echinodermata; Echinoidea; Camarodonta; Strongylocentrotidae
Product: perlucin-like protein
Exons: 4
Coding region: 466-1329 (287 amino acids)
Molecular function (GO): signaling receptor activity
Source: RefSeq, a predicted model, not a curated record
UCAGUUGGAGGGGGUAACAACCCAACCCCAAUCACCCCCAUGGAGGCAAACGCGGGAAAGGGAGAAAUGUUGGCGCCACUUAUUCUUUCAUCAUACUUCAGCGAAUGAAGUCCUGCGAAGCAUUAUCACGAGUUACUCAAACAUUCAGUGCACUAUCCUGUUACUUUCCUGAUACUACAGAAUGUAUCAAUGACCUGUAAAAUAACCAGGUGCAAAUGAUGUUUAAACCCUUUAUCUAUAACCUUUUAUCGACCAGUGAGGAGAAUUUAUUUCAUUCAAAAAUUCUUAAGGGUCUUUACCACAAACCUGUCAUACGGUUCCGUCAUCAUUUUUCCUUCUCUUUUAUGGGUUCAUUUCCCCCUUUUUCUUUCUUUCUGCCUAUCCAUCACUGAUCACGUUUAAGCCGUGAUUCAAAAGGGGGUUGUCGGUCAUAGAAAGUGGUAAUUUGAAAGAAGUCUUCUAAACAUGGGGAAGUAUCUGAUCGGAUAUUUUACACUUUUGCUCUUAAGAUUUUCUCCUGGAUGCAGUGGUGGAGAGGUCCAGGCUGAUCAUGCUUGUCCAACGGGAUGGGACAAUCAUCUCACCCGAUGCUAUUGGUACCUUGAUACCCAAAAGGUCUCAUGGGACAGAGCCAACGAGGACUGCCAAGACAUCGGGGGCUACCUCUACGUUCCAAGCAGCGAUGUGGAAGGCAUCUUCGUGCAGCAAGCUCUCGAGAAACGCGACUCGUUCGCCUCCAUUUCGGAGGGGAUCUGGAUUGGGUGUGACGACAAGAAAGACGAAGGCACGAUCAUUUGCCAUGAAGAGGGUGGUGAUACCGGAUACAGACACUGGGCGUUCGAAGAACCUAAUGACAGCUGGAAUUUGAUUUGGGGAGAGGACUGCAUUGCUGUUUACACCGAUAGACCCAACAACUCAGUCGUGCCGCUAUGGAACGAUAAGGCCUGUAAUGAUGUCUGGUACCAUGCUGUCUGUGAACGUUCUGCCACCAAUCUUUACACCAUGACUCGGAAGUUCCAGAUGCCUAGCGACACUACCACGGGCGGUACUGCCCGGGUGAUCCCUGACUACUGCCUCGUUAAGCAACCAGAUCUCAAGCCUAAAGGCACCCAAACCGCGAGCCUGAUCAGGUGCGCUGCAUCAUGCGCAAAUGACUCUGAAUGUGAAGCCUUUAAUUUCUUCCGCAAACUUCAACGCAAUUCUACGACAACAAGGAAAUUAAAGGGAACUUGUCAGAAGCUGACGUUUACUACAAAGAAUAUCGAAUCGGGGUUUGUCAUGACGCCCAUAGAUGGUUGCAAUUACUAUGAACUUGAUUGCCGGGUGUGAAACCGUCGACCCCAAGGAGAUUGAACAGUUCGGAAGUAGCCUAGAUACAUGUAAAUGUUAUCCAAAGUCACAUGGGUGUAGAAGCUAAUCGUCUUGUAUUAGUUUGUGACAAAUUUGUAAUUUAAAUGCUCAUGAAUCACCAUAAUAUUAUAUUUUGUUUCAUAUAAAUGUUCAUGAUUUUGAUUGCAUGUUUGAAUACUUAAUCUUCAAAAGCAUGUUAUUUAUCUG